This is a messenger RNA of Uranotaenia lowii, 1069 nucleotides long. RefSeq names its product proteasome subunit beta type-7-like. Bases 151 to 996 code for a protein of 281 amino acids. Lineage: Eukaryota; Metazoa; Arthropoda; Insecta; Diptera; Culicidae. The record is from RefSeq and is a predicted model, not a curated record. Gene Ontology annotation, cellular component: proteasome core complex. Gene Ontology annotation, molecular function: threonine-type endopeptidase activity. The transcript has 2 exons.
AAACUGUCAAAUUUUGUUUUGGUCUUCGCGUGAAACAGCAAAUUUGCUGCGUCCUCUGAUCGGCAUUAUUCCAAGAUCCUUUAGUUGCGGAAACAAUUUGUGAUUCAUCCGUGUAUUUCCUCGUAAUUCCUGCCUUAUUCAUCCAGUAAAAUGACUACCGAUAUUGCCCGCGCCCCGGAAGCCAAUGGGUUCAGCUUCGAGAAUUGCCGCAGAAAUGCUCAGCUGGUUAAAGAUGGCUUUGUUCCGCCGAAAAUGAUCAAAACCGGAACCACCAUUGUCGGGAUAAUCUACAAGGAUGGCGUUAUUCUGGGUGCCGAUACACGUGCAACUGAAGGUCCGAUUGUGGCCGAUAAAAAUUGUGAAAAGAUUCACUUUUUGGCUAAAAACAUGUACUGCUGUGGUGCAGGAACGGCCGCCGAUACGGAAAUGACAACUCAAAUGAUAUCGUCCAAUUUGGAGUUGCAUCGAUUGAAUACCGGUCGGACUGUUCCGGUUGUGGCGGCCAAUACCAUGUUGAAGCAGUUCCUGUUUCGCUAUCAGGGCUAUAUCAGCGCCGCCCUGGUUCUCGGUGGUGUGGACAACACCGGUUCCUACAUUUAUUGUAUUUAUCCGCACGGAUCGACCGACAAGUUGCCGUACGCGACAAUGGGCUCUGGAAGCUUGGCCGCGAUGUCUGUCUUUGAAUCCCGCUGGAAGCCGGAUAUGGACGAAGAGGAGGGUAAAAAGCUGGUUCGCGAUGCCAUUGGUGCCGGUGUCUUCAACGAUCUGGGCUCAGGUUCCAACAUAGACUUAUGCGUGAUCCGCAAGGAUGGAGCUCAGUAUCUGCGGACCUAUGAGGAAGCCAACAAAAAAGGAACCCGUACUUUGAACUACGAUUACAAACAGGGCACAACCGGGGUGCUGCAAAGUAAGGUAUAUAAAAUCGAUGUUACGGAUGAAUGCGUCCGGACCUUGAUUCCGGGAACAUCUACUGUGGAGAGCAUGGAUACGGCUUGAAUGUAGAGGUGGAAUUUUGCGGUAAAUGGUUAUUUUUUUAAGAUCAGCUGCGCGCUAUUGAAUAAAAUGUAAU